Messenger RNA from Purpureocillium lilacinum, 1320 nucleotides. The record is from RefSeq and is a predicted model, not a curated record. Lineage: Eukaryota; Fungi; Ascomycota; Sordariomycetes; Hypocreales; Ophiocordycipitaceae.
AUGGGCCCUAAAGCGAGUCUUAGUCCCGAGUCGAGCCACUCAUCCGCGUCGGCGUCCUCUUCGUCGUCCUCCUCGUGCGGUGCCUCGACUCACGAUGGCUGCUCCCCGUCGCCACCGCCCUCGACUUCAUCCCCAGCGCCCUCCUCCGCCGUGACGGCGGGCAAGGCCGUGUUGUCUGCCGCCAACGCUUCCAGCGCUGCCAAUGCCUCGGCCGCCGCCCGCCAGCCAUUGAGCCGUCGCGGCCACUUCAAAUCGCGCCUCGGCUGCUUCAGCUGCAAGCGCCGUCGCGUCAAGUGCAACGAGCUGCGCCCCGAGUGCUCUCCCUGUCGCCGCCUGGGCCUCACCUGCGUCUAUCCCCCGGCUGCCAGCAAUGCCUCCCCGUCUGCUUCUAGCUCUGUUGGUGUCGCCGCCGCCGCCAUCCGUGCCAAUCCUUCGAUGCUUGUCCUUCAAGAUCUGCGAUUCUACCACCAGUUCCUGACCACGGCCUUUCCCACGCUUCCACUUCGCGGCGCUCAGGUCUGGUCCGAGGCCGCCUACGAACACCUCGCUCACGCCCUGCUCGGACUCGGCGCCUCCCACCUCUCGCAGAACGGCAACGUUGACUACACCUCCGAGGCCCUGCAGCACCGCGUGGUCGCCAUCAAGCUCUUCAACGAGCGGCUCGGCCAGCCGCCCCAGUCGGCCGCCGACGCGGACGCUCUCUUUGCCACCGUCGUCUGCCUCCUCACACAGUCAUCCCUGCUCUCUGACACGAUGGUCGAGUACAUGACCAUGACCCGAGGCGCCAAUCUCGUCGCCACCUCCGUCAUCACCGACUAUUCCAACUCCAUAUUUCGCUCCUUCACUCCGGAUGGCCACAUCCAGUCGCUCACGGCCAUGGUCUGCGAGACAUUGCCCAAGGAUUUCGGUGUCAUUGACGCCUUUAGGGCGUCUGUCGUGAGCCUCGAGCCACUGUGCCGUGAACAGACCGAGAGGGCCUACCUAGGCUGCCAGGUUCGAUUUUGUGGUCUUGUACAUGAUGCCCUCAUCCUUUUCAAACCAAGAGUUUCUUUCACUGGUCAAUCCAGAGAACCAUGCCGGCCAACUGCUCGUCAUCCACAUGUUCCUGCUCGACUACAUUCUCGGCCGGUUCUGCAUCGACCCGGCGGACGGCCCAAAGCUGCCCGGACGGAAGAAUGUUAUUAUUGGUUGGACCAAGGACCUGGCCAGGGCACUGCCCAGCGAGUACCAACAGUACAUCCAAUGGCCGCUUCAGUAUUGCGAGGUACUAGCUGGCCUGGAUGCACGGUACCUACUCAGCCCGUAACCGAGGCUUUCUAG